AUGAAGAUACUCAUUCUCGGAGGCACCAGCUUUGUCGGCCGUCACACUGCCGAGGAGGCCCUCGGGCGUGGCCACGAUGUGACGGUAUUUAACCGCGGCCAUUCGGCCACACCAGAGGGCGCCACUGCCAUCGUCGGCGACCGCCUGGCAAAGGACGGAUACGCGAACCUCAAAGGCCACUCCUUUGAUGCCGUUGUCGACACAUGGGCGACAGACCCCGCCGCCGUCGAGUCUGCGGUGGAGGCCCUCCGCGGCCAGGUCAAGCACUACAUCUACGUCUCGACCAUCAGCGUGUACAACUUUGAGGGCGCGCCGAGGCCCUACUCCGAGGACACGCCGCUCUUUGAUCCCGAGAAGACCGAGGUGCAAUACUUCAAGGACAAGGUCCGCGGAGAGCGCUUCGCCCUGCAGUCAGGCGUGCCGACCGCGCUGAUCCGCCCGGGCGUCAUCCUCGGGCCCUUUGAGAACAUCUGGCGCCUCCCCUGGUGGCUCAAGCGCAUGGCCAGGGGAGGCAAGACGCUCGCGCCCGGGCCCAAGGACAUGGACCUGCAGUUCAUCGACGCGCGAGACCUGGCGCGCUUCGUCGUCGACGUCGCGGAGCAGAAACUCGACGGCGCGUAUAACCUCCUCUCGGAGAGGGCGCAUAUAUCCAUGGGCGAUUUCUUGGAGACUGCGAAUAGCGUCACGGGCGGGAAGGCGGAGCUGUGCUGGCUGGAGAUGAACAAGGUCAAGGAGGCGGGUAUCGGGGACUGGGUCGAGAUGCCCAUGUGGGUUGCGAAGCCGGAAGCGAAGGAUCGACCUGCGUACCAGGUGGAUGUGAGCAAGGCGAUCAAGGCGGGCUUGAAGAUUCGCCCGGCGAAGGACACGAUUGCGGAUACGUGGGAGUGGGUGAAGACCCUGGAUGGAUUGCCUGACAGUAUCAGGGUCGGCCUUGAUGCAGACAAGGAGAGGCAGGCCCUGGAGAAGUACUGCAGUUAG
This is a messenger RNA of Purpureocillium lilacinum, 978 nucleotides long. RefSeq lists its product as uncharacterized. NCBI's taxonomy places the organism in Eukaryota, Fungi, Ascomycota, Sordariomycetes, Hypocreales, Ophiocordycipitaceae. The record is from RefSeq and is a predicted model, not a curated record.